AACCGUGGGAAUGCGGGGUCCGCGCCGCGCCGGUUGCGUGUCGUGCGCGCUACGUUGCCGCCUCGUCGCCCCCUCCCCGCCACGACGCGUCGCCCGCAAUCGUCCACCAGUCACCGAACGGCAAACUCCGAACACAAACAUCAAUAAAUACACAUUUUCAUAUCAUUCACUUUCAUCCGUGCGCUAAUAUUUAGUUCAAUUCACUUAUUUAAUGUCCUAAAGUUGUAGUAGAUAAGAUGAGGGUGUCUUUAUUCAACUCCACGGAGGAUCUAAAACUGAUUCGGCUCGUGGAGCAGAACCGUAUCCUGUUCGAUACGACGGAGCUGAAGAACUCGGACAAUGAGAUGCGGGAUCAAGUCUGGCAGAAGAUCGGCGAACAGAUGGAGAAGCCAGAGAAACUCUGCAAGUCUCGCUGGAUCAACAUGCGCGACCACCUGCGCCGCACCAUCCGCCGGAGCCACGAGGGCGCCUCCUGCAGCCGCUACAAGUACGAGCAGGAGAUGGCCUUCGUCAUCCCCUUCUUCAGGGAACCCGUGGACGAUGAGGAGAGCUCUCAUACGGACAGUCAGGUACACACUGGGACCAAAGACCGAAUCAGGUUCACCUACAACCAAGACAUAGCUUUGAUAGAGCUGGUGAAGGAACGACGGCACCUGUACGAUCCUUCGGACCCCAGAUAUGCCAACAAGCUGGACACGAAAGCUGCAUGGGAUGAGAUUGCGGAUCUGAUGGACAAGACAGCAAGAGUGUGCAAAGCAAGGUACUUCACGAUGAGGGACUCGAAGCGUAAAAACGUCAAAAUCGCAUCCAGAAGCUCAUCCUCCGACCACAGAGGAAGCAGGUUCAAAUACAAGUACAGCGAGCAACUAGACUUCUUGACCCCCUUCUUAAGUUUCCAAGAAGACCCACAGGACUUCCAAGUUUAUUUAGAAGAACAGGAUACUGCAGACUUGGUGUACGAUUCCGACGACGCAGAGCCGAGAGACGUAAAAUUUGAAUUCACAAACAUAGACACGCUAGAGGAGGCAGACGAGGAGACAGAAGAGGAGCCUGUCAAUAGAAAAAGGCCGAAGAAAGAGGAGAAAUUCACAGUUAUUGAACCAGAACGCAAGAAGUCGAAAAAAGAGGAAGAAUACGAUGUUAUCCAUGAACCAGAACCGCCGAAGAGACGAAAAAGUUUGAAGAAAGAGGAGGAAUAUGAUGGCGUUGAUACAUUCUUGAUGUCCAUUGGAUCGACUCUACGGCAGUUGAAGCCGUAUUAUAGGAAUCAAGUGAAGAGCAAAAUAUUCCAAGUGGUUCAGGAGUAUGAGCUGCAACAGAUUGUGGAGACUGAAGGCCAUCCGUCCUCAUCAUUAGAUUGAGCCACUUAGACCAAUUAGAACCAAAACCAUUGAGCCUGACUGGCUUUGAAUUCCUGACUUCCAAAGAGUGAUGAUUGUGACCAUGUUUAAAGAAACGUCAAGUUGUUAUGCCUAGUAAUAGGACUAAUAGACAUGAUACAUAGUAUAUUAGAGACCUAAUUAAGUUAUGACUAAUGUUGUUAAUUAAUAUUUCGUUACCCAAAUAAAUUUAAUAUUGACUAAA
Molecule: messenger RNA, 1584 nt
Organism: Plutella xylostella (diamondback moth)
Lineage: Eukaryota; Metazoa; Arthropoda; Insecta; Lepidoptera; Plutellidae
Molecular function (GO): DNA binding
Source: RefSeq, a predicted model, not a curated record